AUGCGUUCCUUCAUUCUCUCCCUAUCAGCCUUCAUUGCAACUCUCGCACUGGCGUCCGCCACUGAAGACCCAUGUGCUCAGAUGUGUUCAUAUGUAGAGGGCUGUGCUAACUCAAAGUACGAUUCCUACUGCAAGACUUGGCAGUCUCCUUCUGUCUGCUUUGGUCUGAUUAAGAAAUCUGAUGGGUCGAUAUGCUUCGAGCCCACUGAUGCUGAUUGUGUUGGGGAGUCUAUUGCCUGCGGCGAGCAGCAGCCCUCUGCGGCACCUGGUACCACAGUCAUGGAGGGUACCACAGGAGUGCCUAUGACUACCACUGCCAGCGUCGAGUCUUCUGGUGCCUCGACCUCAUCAGCUCGUCAAACUUCCACCGUUGUCGAGACCACUCAAUCUGAGUAA
Molecule: messenger RNA, 396 nt
Organism: Perkinsus marinus ATCC 50983
Lineage: Eukaryota; Perkinsozoa; Perkinsida; Perkinsidae
Exons: 1
Coding region: 1-396 (131 amino acids)
Source: RefSeq, a predicted model, not a curated record